GGGUUUGCGAGCCUCUGAGCCCGGGCUAUCUCCCCUCACCAAGCCCGCUCCGCCUCGGGCGCGGCACGGCGAUGCCGGGCAGCAGGGAGGACGCUGGAUGGCUUUUCUGCAGAGGGAUGGCGUGCGGCAGCCGCAGCGGACGCAGCAAGAGGCAAGUGCUGUUGUUUAUUCUGGGCGUUUGCGUGUGUCAGAGCGCGGCCGAAAGCCUCCGCUAUUCUCUGGCGGAGGAAAUGGAGAGGGACUCCUUUGUGGGCAAUAUUGCCAAGGACCUGGGCGUUGCUCCGAGCCAGCUCGCGGCUCGCAAAGCCCGCGUUGUGUCCGAGGGGAACGAGCAGCUUUUCCGCCUCAAUCAGAACACCGGGGUGCUGACGGUGACCGAGUCGCUGGACCGAGAGCAGCUCUGUCCGCAGAGCGACACCUGCACCCUCUUCUUUAAGAUAUUCUUUGAAAAUCCGCUGCAGCUGGUCAGAGGGGAGGUGGAGGUACGGGACGUGAACGACAACUCCCCCGUGUUCCCUGAGAAAGACAUUGUUAUAGAGAUUCUAGAAAUCGCAUCUCCCGGGUCCCGAUUCCCUCUGGUAAGUGCCCGUGACAAGGACGUGGGCAGCAAUGGCUUGCAGAACUACAGCCUCGAAUCGAACUCGCAUUUCUCCCUCGCUCUCAGAAGAGGAAAAGACGGAAUAGAAUAUGCAGAGCUCGUCCUAGAUCAGCAGCUGGACAGGGAAGAGCAGCCGGAGCUGAAUUUAGUCCUAACCGCAACAGACGGGGGCUCGCCACCGAGGACGGGCACAGCUCUGAUCCGAGUCGUUGUUCUGGAUGUCAAUGACAACGUCCCUGUCUUCGGCCAGGAGGUGUACGAUGUGCGCUUGUCCGAGAACAGUCCCCGAGAUCAGCUGGUGGUCAGAGUCACUGCCUCGGAUUCUGACGAAGGGAGUAACGGGAAAGUGCGAUACUCCUUCAGCCAGAUAGCAGAGAGGUCCCGACAGCUGUUCGAACUGAACCCUGACACUGGAGAGAUUCGAGUCGGGGGUGACUUGGACUUCGAAGAAGCGAAAAUCCACAAGAUGAUGGUUAGAGCGACAGACGGUGGGGGCCUCUAUCAGCACUGUAAAGUACAGGUGGAGGUCCUGGACGCUAACGACAACGCCCCGGAGAUCGCGCUCACCUCCCUCACCGCCUCCAUUCCCGAGGACGCCCCGCCACGCACCGUCGUGGCUCUGUUCAGCGUGCGGGACCGCGACUCCGGCGACAACGGCAGGACGGAGUGCACCAUCGACGCCGACUUGCCCUUCAGCCUCAGCCCCACUUUCGAGAACUACUACGAGCUGCGAACAAACGCGGCGCUGGACAGGGAGCGCACGGCAGCCUAUAACAUCAGCAUCACAGCCACGGACUGGGGCGCGCCGCGGCUCAGCUCCUCGCAAACGCUCUUCGUGCGUCUCUCGGACGUGAACGACAACCCGCCCCGGUUCACCCAGGACGUCUACAGCAUGUCGGUGACGGAGAACAACAGCCCCAUGCUCCGCAUCGGCAGCGUGAAGGCCACGGACGCGGACGCGGGAAGAAACGCGCGCGUAAGCUACGCGCUGGUGCGGCAGGAGGGCAAGGAGCAGCCCGAGGUGUCGGUGAACUCGGAGAGCGGCGACGUCUACGUGCUGCGUCCGCUGGACUACGAGGCGGUGCGCGCGUUCGAGGUGGCGGUGCGCGCUGCCGACGGCGGGUCGCCGCCGCUCAGCGCCCAGGCGGUGCUGCGCGUGGUGGUGCGGGACGACAACGACAACGCGCCCGUCGUGCUGCACCCGGCCGCCGAGCCCAGCGCGCAGGCGGCAGCUCCGUUGGAGCUGGUGCCGCGCUGGGCGCAGGCGGGCUACCUGGUGGCCAAGGUGGUGGCGGUGGACGCGGACGCGGGGCAGAACGCGUGGCUGUCGUACGAGCUGGCCAAGGCGACGGAGCCGGCGCUGUUCCGCGUGGGGCUGCACAGCGGCGAGGUGCGCACGGCGCGGGCCGUGGCCGAGCGCGACGCGCCCCGGCAGCGCCUCGUCGUGCUGGUGCGGGACCGCGGGCAGCCGCCGCGCUCCGCCAGCGCCACCCUCGGCAUCGCGCUGGUCGACGGCUUCUCCGACGCCCAGCUGCGGGCGGGCGACGAGGCGCCGGCCGCGCAGCUCGACGACCCGCUGACGCUCUACCUCGUGGCCUCGCUGGCCUGCGUGUCCGCGCUCUUCCUGGCCACCGCCGUGGCCGCCGGGGCCGUGAGGCUGCGGCGGGCCCGGCGGAGCGCGGCCGACAGCUUGCCCACCUUCCCGCAGCCGGCCGCCGACAGCGACGCGGGCUCCCUGCCCCGCAGCUACAUCUACGACGUCUGCCUCGCCGCCGGCACCGUCAACAGCGAGUUCCGCUUCCUCAGGCCCCUCUUCCCCUGCCUCCCCGCCGGCCUGCCCGCCGCGCCGCCGGAGCAGCGGAGCUCGCUGUGCUCGCAAGAGCCGGCCAACCUCGGCGAAGACGGCGACUGGGCUGCACAGGGCAGAGCUGCCUUUUCCGAGAACACCGCUCUCAGAUCUGCAGCAGCAGCUUGCCCUACAAACCGGGCCAUGGAACCCAAUGGCCUUUCUGAUCAAAGCCCUUGGCUCACCCAUUAGUAACUGAAGUGAAAGACGAGCACGUCCAUCCUGCGAGAGAAAAGACAAAAAGAAGUCAAAGACCGAAUGAAAAAGCACCAGGGCGGGACAAAGUUUCUCUCUAAAAGAAAAAUCUCUCUCACCCCUUGAGCAGUACUUUGCUCAUGAAGGUUUCUGAUUUUUCCUUGUGCUGUGAGUGGAGGAUUGUGUUGCAUGUUGACUACACUGAGACUUGAUGUGCCUGUGACAGUGCUCCUGCUUCUGGAUAUUAAGGAAAGUAUAAGGUACUGGUAGCAGGUGUUCACGAUCACUUGUCCCCACUCCACCUUUUCUCUCUUGCUUUGUUGUUUCUGGCUUUCUUGUUGCGUUGGUUGGUUUGUUUUUCUUAUGAAGACGACUCUGUAAUAAUCUCUUAAUUGUCUGCAGGCUUUUCAGUACCAUAACAAUCAGAUAUUAAGUAAAUUAAGUGAUGUUUGCUAGACAUUCCUUAGCAACAAGGAACUACUGAUUACAUGGGAACCGGCUGACACGUAACCUGAAGAUUACAGGUUCUCUCUAAGGAAUGAGAUUUGAUCAAUUUAUUGUUCUCUUUCUUCUUUCGUUACAACACUUGAAAUGAAUAUUUCAAGAUGUUUGAGUGUAAGGCCCUAGAAAUUUAGUCAUACUAAUUGUGAUUUUGAAGUCAGAGGCUAAAGCCUUGGCAGAAAACUCCGGGCACUGUACAUUAUAAGGCGUCAAAUAGCAUUUCCCUUUUUUCUUUGUAUUACAGAACGGUCUAGAAGGUUAUGUGAUGUUUGCAAUUGCCCACACAUUUGU
Molecule: messenger RNA, 3431 nt
Organism: Colius striatus (speckled mousebird)
Lineage: Eukaryota; Metazoa; Chordata; Aves; Coliiformes; Coliidae
Product: protocadherin beta-16-like
Exons: 2
Coding region: 72-2636 (854 amino acids)
Biological process (GO): homophilic cell-cell adhesion
Cellular component (GO): plasma membrane
Molecular function (GO): calcium ion binding
Source: RefSeq, a predicted model, not a curated record